Messenger RNA from Osmerus eperlanus (European smelt), 5542 nucleotides. Its product is annotated as cullin-5-like. Gene Ontology annotation, biological process: protein ubiquitination; SCF-dependent proteasomal ubiquitin-dependent protein catabolic process. Gene Ontology annotation, cellular component: Cul5-RING ubiquitin ligase complex; SCF ubiquitin ligase complex. The transcript has 19 exons. Gene Ontology annotation, molecular function: ubiquitin protein ligase binding; protein-macromolecule adaptor activity. The record is from RefSeq and is a predicted model, not a curated record. NCBI's taxonomy places the organism in Eukaryota, Metazoa, Chordata, Actinopteri, Osmeriformes, Osmeridae. Bases 80 to 2422 code for a protein of 780 amino acids.
GCUUUUUGCUGGAGACUGGACAAGCAGCUGUAGCCUCAACUCGCGAGACUGAAUGCGUGAAGUGAUAAGUUGAGGAAACAUGGCGACGUCAAAUUUGUUAAAGAACAAAGGUUCUCUACAGUUUGAGGACAAGUGGGAUCUGAUGCGCCCCAUCGUUCUCAAGCUGCUGAGACAGGAGUGUGUCACCAAACAGCAGUGGUUUGACCUCUUCUCAGAUGUGCAUGCAGUAUGUCUAUGGGAUGACAAAGGCCCAGCUAAGAUCCACCAGGCCCUCAAAGAAGACAUCCUAGACUUCAUCAAACAAGCACAGGCCCGGGUACUGAGUCACCAGGAUGACACGGCCCUGCUCAAGGCCUACAUCGUGGAGUGGAGGAAGUUCUUCACCCAGUGCGACAUCCUGCCCAAGCCCUUCUGCCAGCUGGAGAUCACCCUGAUGGGGAAGCAGGGGAGCAACAAGAAGUCCAACGUGGAGGACAGCAUCGUCAGGAAGCUGAUGUUGGACACGUGGAACGAGUCCAUCUUCUCCAACAUAAAGAGUCGUCUCCAGGACAGCGCUAUGAAGCUGGUGCACGCAGAGAGACUGGGCGAGGCUUUCGACUCCCAGCUCGUCAUUGGAGUACGAGAGUCAUACGUGAACCUGUGCUCCAACCCGGAAGACAAGCUGCAGAUCUACAGGGACAACUUUGAGAAGGCCUACCUGGACUCCACUGAGAGGUUCUACAGAACACAGGCCCCCUCCUACCUCCAGCAGAACGGGGUCCAGAACUACAUGAAAUAUGCAGAUGCUAAGCUGAGAGAAGAAGAGAAGAGAGCACUUCGGUAUCUAGAGACACGUGGUGAAUGUAACUCUGUACAGGCACUUAUGGACUGUUGUGUGAACGCCUUGGUGACGUCCUUCAAGGAGACGAUCCUGGCGGAAUGUCCCGGAAUGAUCAAGAGAAAUGAGACGGACAAGCUGCACCUGAUGUUCUCUCUGAUGGACAAGGUUCCCAGUGGGAUCGAGCCCAUGCUGAAGGACCUGGAGGAUCACAUCAUCAACGCUGGCCUGGCAGACAUGGUGGCUGCUGCUGAGACUAUCACUACUGACUCUGAGAAAUAUGUUGAGCAGCUGUUGACCCUCUUCAACCGCUUCAGUAAGCUGGUGAAGGAGGCCUUCCAGGACGACCCUCGCUUCCUCACAGCCAGAGACAAGGCUUACAAAGCAGUCGUCAAUGAUGCCACCAUCUUCAAACUGGAGCUGCCUUUGAAACAGAAAGGGGUUGGCCUGAAAACCCAGCCUGAGUCCAAGUGUCCUGAGCUGCUUGCUAACUACUGUGACAUGCUGCUGAGGAAGACUCCGCUCAGCAAGAAGCUCACGUCUGAGGAGAUCGAGGUCAAGCUCAAAGAAGUGCUCCUGGUGUUGAAGUAUGUGCAGAAUAAGGAUGUGUUCAUGCGCUACCACAAAGCUCACCUCACCAGACGCCUCAUCCUGGACAUCUCAGCAGACAGCGAGAUAGAGGAGAACAUGGUGGAAUGGCUCAGGGAGGUGGGGAUGCCGGCUGACUAUGUGAAUAAGCUCGCCAGGAUGUUCCAAGACAUCAAGGUGUCUGAGGAUCUGAACCAGGUCUUCAAGGAGAUGCAUAAACACAACAAGUUAGCACUACCAGCGGACAGUGUGAACAUCAAGAUCCUGAACGCAGGGGCGUGGUCCCGCAGCAGUGAGAAGGUGUUUGUAUCUCUGCCCACUGAGCUGGAGGACCUGAUCCCAGAGGUGGAGGACUUCUACAAGAGGAACCACAGCGGCCGCAAGCUGCACUGGCACCACCUCAUGUCCAACGGCAUCAUCACGUUCAAGAACGAGGUGGGCCAGUACGACCUGGAGGUCACCACCUUCCAGCUGGCCGUGCUGUUCGCCUGGAACCAGAGACCACGCGAGCGAAUCAGCUUUGAGAACCUCAAACUGGCCACCGAGCUUCCCGACGCAGAACUGCGACGCACGCUCUGGUCUUUGGUUUCCUUCCCCAAGCUGAAGAGGCAGGUGUUGUCCUACGAGCCCUCGGUCGGCUCCCCCAAAGACUUUACGGACAGCACGCUCUUCUACGUCAACCAGGAGUUCUCCCUCAUAAAAAACUCAAAGGUCCAGAAGAGGGGAAAGAUUAAUCUGAUUGGUCGACUGCAGCUGACUACAGAGCGAAUGAGAGAAGAGGAGAACGAAGGCAUAGUCCAGCUUAGAAUAUUAAGAACUCAGGAGGCCAUCAUCCAGAUCAUGAAGAUGAGGAAGCACAUCAGCAACGCCCAGCUGCAGACGGAGCUGGUGGAGAUCUUGAAGAACAUGUUCCUGCCCCAGAAGAAGAUGAUCAAGGAGCAGAUCGAGUGGCUCAUCGAGCACAAGUACAUCAAGCGGGACGAGACGGACAUCAACACCUUCCUCUACAUGGCGUAGAGUCGGCACACUGCCUCGCCCGCUGCUGCCAGCCCACCACCCCGGACCGGAGGAAGAGGAGGGUGGAGGAGGAGGAGAAAGAGAGGGGGGAGGGAGAAGUGGUUGUUUGGUCGGGGGAAACCGCGGCCGGCAGGAGUCGGGAGCGUGAAGAUUGUGGUUUGGCUGUCUGACUGGCAUCUUGUCUCUAGCGCCCUCCGGUGUUUAAGGAGGGGAGGGACAGCACACACAAUUGCCAAUCGCAGCUCCGAUAUGUGACAUUAAACUAUCCCCUGCCUUACCUUAGUUACAGACACACAGGAGAGCAGCCACGGGAAAGGACAACAGACUAGUCUAUACAGAUAAAGAGACGUGUUCCCUGGAGGGGACACGAGAGACUACUGGAUACCGAGGACAGACUAGUGUACCAAGGAGUGUAUUUUGCCAAAUCUGUGUGUGUGAUGGUGUGCGUGGUAGGCGACUUGCCUUGCUGUGUGUGUGUGUACCGUGACAGCAUGCUGCUCUGUGGAAAACGUGUUCAUUUGAGGUUCCGUCACAAAGUGUGUGUGUGACCUUUACCUCUCUCCUUUUGCCGCGACAUGUCCCCAUGGCGACAUUUUUGUGCCAGAUGUCAGACAUCCUAUGGGUUGUCAAGCAUAAACAACCAUUGUUACUGCAUGACAUCCCAUUGGCCCCUCAGAAUAAUGUGAGAGACCCCUGUCCUGUCCUGUAUGACAUCACAAUGACCUCUCGUCCUCUGAGACUGGAGAAAAGGCAUCGCUGGCACGUUCCUCUGUUGCGUAUCUCCAGUCAGUGUUUGUGUCUGCAUGCCUUCGCCCUGUUUUUAAUUUUCUUCUUGAAUCCAUUCUUUUCUUUUUCUCUCAGCUGACUUGUGUGUGUGUGUGUGGAAGGUCGGUGUUUGUUUCUAAGUCCCCGAGCUCCCAUCAAUGUCCUUGACUUUGACUGUCCACACCCCAGCCCCCCUUUUCACUCUCUUACUUUUGUCACGCCCUCCAAACACCCAGACUGUUGUCAUGGGUGUCAUCACAUGAGGGGUCAUGAACCAUCCUGGUCUACAGGUGAGAAGUGUCGCCAUGACAUUUCUCUUAUUCUUCGUCCUAAAGAAAGUGCAAUAUAAUGUUUUUUUUUUUUAUCUCACUUGACAGUGUUAGUUAACACCUCCACAUUAGUCCAUGUCCACUGUGGUGCUGCUUAGUAAAACUAAUGUACUGGCAGCCCCCUCACUCACAAGCAGACAGUGAGUCUUGGCAAACAAAAAAAGAUACUGUUACUUUUUCUCUUGCAGCACCGUGUUCAAUUCGCAAUCCUGUGAUUAUUUCCUACUUUGUGUUGUCCGUGUGGGCCAGUGUAAACGGGUCAGAGGAAGAGGAUGGAAGAACAGGAAUGUGUCAUGGCAGAGAGUGUCUGUUUUCUUAUUGCACUGAUGUCACCACUGUCCCUUGACUGCAGGGCGCUGGGCUUUCUUUACAGUAGCGCUCUUUGAAGUGACAGGAAGGGACGACCAUUUAGCGGUUGUACCCGUACCUCUUCUCAGUCGAGUUUUUGUGUGGAGAGACUAGACGGAGAAUGUGUGAGUUUGAAUUUUCCAGUUUUAUUUAUUUCAUAUUUAUAUCACAAUGUGAUUCGCUGUAUGAGUUAGUUUUUUCUUUGAGUUUUUCCCGAGAAAGGGUUUGUAAGAGUAGCUCUUUCUAAAGGGUGCUGUUAGUUAUGUACAUAACCACUUUGUGAGUGCGUUUUUGAAAAGAUGUCACUGAAAUACAGUAUGAGAGUAUCAACACUACUCCUCUUGAACUGCAGUUUUAUUAUUGCCAUGGAGGGGAAGUUUCAGCGUCGAACACUCUCCUGCAUGUGGUCGUCGAUGACAUCUGAAUGCAGCAAACGGUGUUGCAUUCUAUCCGUGCCGAACAAAUCCCAGAGGUUUUCACACUAAUAUAUUUCUAAAUAUCCUACCUAUCCUGUCAGGUCUGGAUCUAGCCUACACUACCUCUAGUCUAGAUCUAAACUACCUACAUUGGUGUGAUUUGCACAAGCUUUUUGCAAUCACAUUGUACACAAACAUACACACACGCACAGAUUGCCAAAAUUGUCUAAAACGAUCCACUCUGCCAGGAACUGCGUGAAGUUGUUUAUCGGACCGGUUAGUGACAGGAGAGGUUGAACUACCUGUAGCACAACUCCAGUCAACUGAAAAGACUCUCAGUUUACCCAGAUAUCCCCUCUAAAACAGUCUCUGGGGACUACAGUUUAUGCUGCUUUAUCGCUUGACAUUUACAUUUAGUCAUUUAGCAGACGCUCUUAUCCAGAGCGACUUACAGUAAGUACAGGGACAUUCCCCCGAGGCAAGUAUGUGAAGGGUGAAGUGCCUUGCCCAAGGACACAACGUCAUUUUACACGGCCGGGAAUCGAACCAGCGACCUACUGAUUACUAGCCCGAGUCUCUAACUGCUCAGCCACCUGACUCCCGCCACUGAAUGAGACUGUUUGGGCUUUAAAUGAUGAUUGCAGAGAGACAGUUCUUGGUUUUGUCGUCUUCCUUUACUCCAUUCUCCAAACGUUCGUAGAUAAGUACCACCUUCAGUUGAAUUUUCAGUGUUACAGGUGUUGGGAUUGCAAAGCACCAUACAAAGUUGUCCAUUUAAAAAACAUACCUGCUGUAAAAAAUGUUAGUUUGUUCUAUGUAUACAUGCACUCUCAAUGACUAUAUGUAUUCUGUCUUUUAUCCAUGUUCAACGUGUAUCAAAACAACUUUAGUUAAAUCGUGUUACAAAUGAACAGUAUUAGUCCUUGUAAAACAGAACUUUCUCUGCAACGCUGGUUUGAGGAUAUGUCCUUACUGUGUAGUUGGUAUAGUGGAGAUGAUUGUGUCAUGGAGAUAAUGUUCAUGCCUCCCCCACCUCUUGAUGAUGAAUACAUAUCUGUAGCCUUGAUAAUGAGAAAACUUGAAAAACUAGGAUUUAUCCAUUACAAAACACCAACUGAAUGUUUGACGCUAUAAAUCAUGGACAUAUGUUAUGCAGUCAGGUUCUUCUUCUUUGAUGUGCUGCAUUAGAACAUUACAAUUUGUUUUGACUUUUUUAUUGUGUAAUAUGUUUCCUGGCAAAUAAAAACUACUGUAAAAAGGGA